Molecule: messenger RNA, 3483 nt
Organism: Xenia sp. Carnegie-2017
Lineage: Eukaryota; Metazoa; Cnidaria; Anthozoa; Malacalcyonacea; Xeniidae
Product: transmembrane protein 214-B-like
Exons: 19
Coding region: 19-2184 (721 amino acids)
Cellular component (GO): Golgi apparatus; endoplasmic reticulum
Source: RefSeq, a predicted model, not a curated record
CCGUCGUGUUUUGGCAAGAUGGCGAGCAGCACAGGAUCUUGGCAAGUUGUUGGAAAAGAUGGGAAAGCGAAUAAAAACAGUGCAGGAAAAAAGAAAACCAAGGGAAAAUCAAGUGAAGGAGCUAUGCCUAAAUUGGAUAUCAGACCUCCCAUACCUCAGUCGGAAUCUCAGUAUGCAGCUUUACAUAAAAAAGAAAAGGAAUCCUUUGUCAUACCAAAUGAGGUGUACAGUGAUGACGACUCUGAUACACAUGUUGCCUCACGACACGAGCACAAGACAAAAAAAGAAAAAAAACAGCCAAAACAUCACAAGGAUUCACAUUUAGAUGCCAAUGCCAUUUUAAUGGAAAGCUUGAAAAAGUGUGAUUCUUCAAGUUUGAAGGAGUUCAUAUCCCAGACUAAUCGCAAUGGACUGGGUUUGCUAAAAGAUUUGACAGCCUUUCUUCAAGGACAGUUCAAGCAACUUGGAAUGGAGAGAGAUCCAACUCUUGCAGCCUAUGACAAAGGAUUUCCGUUGUGUGCCAUCCCUGAUGAUGGUGUGGAAGUAAUUCUUCUUCAGCUGGAAGAUUUUACGGAAGACGAAAUGUGCCGUUUAUUUUGGUUUUGUCUUGAUGAGUUUGUGACAGAGAUCAAUAAAGGUAACGCCACAUAUGGUGUGCGAGCAAUGAUUCAAUGCAUUGUAAAAUCUUUUCCUCGUGUUUUGAUAAAAGAGCGCGACGAGUGCCUCAGUCUUGUGAUAUCAAAGGGGGAGAAUUCUCGUGAGAAAUUGUCGUUGCUUUGGGUGUUGGGACAAACUUCCAACAACGAAGAUGUGAAAGAGAGAUUAACUGUUUGGUUUAACUUACUUCUUCCUCUUAUUGAACAAAAACAUACUUCUAAUUAUAUUAUUGAUCAUCUUCAACUGACUUUAAGACUCGGCAAAUCAGAUAAAUUUAAUGAAAUACCAUUAAAUGGCAAGCAAUUUCAACGCAUGAUGGAACUAACACAUGCAACAAAAUAUUCGCAUAUCCAACAUCAAACGCAACUACAAUCUCUUUAUCCUGUAAUCAAAGCAAUCGUUUUCACCACUCGUUCAUCUGAAUCGUCAUUGAGCAGUGUUUUCGAAGAGUUGUUGUGCACGCUGAACACAGAACUAGGUGAGAAAUAUCGAAGGGAAGCCCUGAGGUGUUUAAUAGAAUGUCUAAAGAAAGACAAAACGUGUCAUUUGCAAUGGAGAAAAACCUACACCGUUCAUAUGAAGGAGUCAAGCAUACUAUUAAAGAUUAUCGUCAGUAACUGGAACUCAAUGAAGUUAAAUUAUGAGAUUCCUCAAAAGCAUCUUUUGGAGACGUUGAUCGAGUUUCAAGAGAUCAACUUAGAACAAAACAAGAGGGAACGUUAUAAGCCUGGCCUUGACGAUUGUCAAAAAUCAUGCGAGGAACUUCUUCAUAUGAUAUCCAUUAAUCCAACGCGCAUGUCAAAUCAUAGUUCAUCAGGAAUGACCAGAAUCUUUAAAUUUUUAUUUAUCAUCAUCAUCAUCUGCGUCAGUGUUGACGUCUUUAUAAAUGACGGAUAUGAAUACAGUAAAACAUCGUGGGUUUUGAAGCAAUAUGGAAUAGAAAAUCUACUACUGAAGACUUAUAAUUAUGGUAUUUUGUACGCAAGUCGAAUUAAUAGCUGGCUAGCAAAACAUUUUCCCUAUUGGUAUAAAGCAGUGAGUGAAGUGGUUGGACCGACGUCCGAUUACCUGAUGAAACAACUUGGUGAAGCUUUACUAUAUGCGCAUAACGCGACCGCUCCUGCAAGACAGUCUGUUCUUAGAAAUCUACCGCCUCUCUUAAAUAAGGUUGAUCGCAUUCUCUCGAACUUCUUCCACGCUGCGUUCACAGGUCUCCUUAAAAUAUGGGAUUAUUCCUCUCCUAUUAUUAUAAAAUACACGAAAAUAGCGUGGAACGCACUCGCGAUUUGGGUUCCACGCGUGGCAUUACGUGCGCACGAUGUUGCCUUUCAAAGUGGAAUGUGGUUUUAUGGCCUCUCGCCAGACUUUUUUGACGCCGUUCGAGACGGUUUACGACGUCUCAUUCACGAAGUGAUCACGACAGUUCCGCAUAUCUUGGCUCUUGUGCACGAGUACGUAAUGAUGGCCUGGGCUCUACUCGUCGCCAAUCUCACCAAAGCUCUUUCCUGGAUAAUUUCACGCAUUUAAUGAAAAGAUGGAAAUUAUCAAAAGGAACUUGUUUCUAAAGAUGGAAAAACUAAAGAAGAAGAUAAAGGUUUUCUAUUUAUUUCAUCGCAUUGCAACGACCUUCACUUUCCCGCGAUGUCGUUCGGUUAUUACGAGUUCGUAAAAUAAUUGACAUUUAACUUUACGUCAGUCAGUCGAGAUUUUACAAUAUUUUCAAAUAACCAGCAACAUUUUUUUUUUUUGAAAUACGAAGUUUCAAGGCAAGCGUUUUUUAAUUAUUUGAAGUCAUUGCUUCGUUGAAUAAUCCGAUCGUCUUCAAUAAUCUUUUGAAUGAUACCCAUGAAAUGGAUACUAAGGUGAUCAUAUUUCGAUCGUCUUAUCCAAUCAUGUAGUCAAUGAUCCAUACCAAAUGGUUGAUAAGAUGAUCAUAUUUUGAUCGUCUUAUCCAAUCAUGUAGUCAUUGAUCCAUACAAAAUGGUUGUUAAGAUAAUCAUAUUUUCAUCGUCUUAUCCAAUCAUGUAGUCAUUGAUCCAUACAAAAUGGUUGUUAAGAUGAUCAUAUUUUUAUCGUCAUAUCCAAUCAUGUAGUCAUUGAUCCAUACAAAAUGGUUGUUAAGAUGAUCAUAUUUUCAUCGUCUUAUCCAAUCAUGUAGUCAUUGAUCCAUACAAAAUGGUUGUUAAGAUGAUCAUAUUUUUAUCGUCUUAUCCAAUGAUGUAGUCAUUGAUCCAUACAAAAUGGUUGUUAAGAUGAUCAUAUUUUAUCGUCUUAUCCAAUGAUGUAGUCAUUGAUCCAUACAAAAUGGUUGUUAAGAUGAUCAUAUUUUUAUCGUCUUAUCCAAUGAUGUAGUCAUUGAUCCAUACAAAAUGGUUGUUAAGAUGAUCAUAUUUUGAUCGUCUUAUCCAAUCAUGCAGUCAAUGAUCCAUACAAAAUGGUUCUUAAGAUGAUCAUAUUUUCAUCGUCUUAUCCAAUCAUGUAGUCAAUGAUCCAUACAAAAUGGUUGUUAAGAUGAUCAUAUUUUUAUCGUUUUAUCCAAUCAUGUAGUCAUUGAUCCAUAGAAAAUUUUUGUUAAGAUGAUCAUAUUUUGAUCGUCCUAUCCAGUAAUAUACCAAAUGAUCCAUAUAAAAUGGUUGUACAUAACGAUCAUAUCUCGAAUGCAUUAUCGCAUUAAUCGUCAUUCUGCUCAAUCUCAAGUGGUUUGAUGCUCUUGUGUUUGCACUUUUCAUGCUGCUAAAUAAACAUAUUUAUUUUACUAACACUUGUAAUAACAAGAAGCGGAAAUCCUUGUGUGCAAUUCAUUAAACUCGAAGUUUAUACAUGUUA